Aspergillus eucalypticola CBS 122712 is the source of this 950-nucleotide messenger RNA. Its product is annotated as mitochondrial 54S ribosomal protein uL6m. Gene Ontology annotation, molecular function: structural constituent of ribosome; rRNA binding. The transcript has 3 exons. Lineage: Eukaryota; Fungi; Ascomycota; Eurotiomycetes; Eurotiales; Aspergillaceae. Gene Ontology annotation, cellular component: ribosome; mitochondrial large ribosomal subunit. The coding region runs from base 36 to 797 and encodes 253 amino acids. Gene Ontology annotation, biological process: translation. The record is from RefSeq and is a predicted model, not a curated record.
CUCAUCCAGACCUCAAACCCACAAUUACCGUCGCCAUGUCAUGUUACUUGUCUCAGAGCUGCUUUAGGCAGCUUGCGCGGAGUCCUUUGAGACAAGGACCUCUGCCCAACUUCCUCGUCCCUGCCUUCUCUCACCCUCUCCGGACACAACCUUUCUCGACCACGUCCCCGGUACAAUCGCGAGUUGGCGGCGCCGCGAUCACGGUGCCCCCGGAGGUGUCCCUGAAGUUCAUCGACCUCCCUCAGCCCAAGACCAAGGCCAAGUCUGUUGACUUCCCUAACAUGGCCGUUGAGGUCAAAGGACCCUUGGGUGAAUUGUCGCUGAACGUCCCUUCCUACGUGAAAAUCGACUACGAUGAAGCCCUUCGCAAAGCUACUCUUGCCGUUCAAGACUCAGAGAUCACUCACCAGCGUGCUAUGUGGGGAACCAUGCGCGCCCAUCUACAGAACCACAUCCUCGGAGUUUCGGAAGGUCACAUUUGCAUUCUGAGUUUCGUUGGUGUCGGUUACAGAGCUACCAUUGAACCCACGGCGACCACCGUGGAGCCCCAAUACCCCGGUCAGCAGUUCGUGUCCCUGAAGGUCGGAUACUCGCACCCCAUUGAGCUGGGUAUUCCCAAGGGUGUCAAGGCCAGCACACCUCAGCCGACUCGUAUCCUGCUGGAGAGUGUGGACAAGCAGCUUGUGACCAAGUUCGCGGCGGAGAUCCGCGAAUGGCGCAAGCCGGAACCUUACAAGGGCAAGGGUAUCUUCGUCAACGGCGAGACGAUCAAGCUCAAGGACAAGAAGAUUCGUUGAAAUUGGCGUCUACAUUUUGGGGGAACGAAACUGUGUUUAUUAUUUCUGUACAUGUAUAUCCGAGCACGGUUCUUUUGGUUCGCAAUUGGUAUCCUUUCUUUUUUAUGUACUUUUAGAGACGCAUCGAGCGUGCACGGUCUGACAGAACUGAUC